AUGUCUUCUGUCAUCAACAACAACAUGCUCACUGUCUAUUACGAGGGGAUAAGGCUCAUCCUCGACACAGUGGCGAGGAUGAGAGGACGUGCGACACAGUUGGACACAUCCCAAUUGGGUGAGGUGACAAACGCGCUGUCACACGUCACCAGUCUCUUCUCAUCGUCCACCACGACCAUCGACAAUUGGCCACGAGGACCCACCACUACAAUCGAGGAACGGCGACGACCCCCCACGAACAGCCAGGAGGGCCCACCCCCACCAUUGACGAAUAGCCACGAGGGCCCACCACCAGGAUCGACGGACGACGACGAGUGCCCACUAACGUCCACGGGGCCACCACCAGUAUCGACGAAUGGCUACGACCGCCCACAACCACGAUCGUCGAGCGGCCAUGGGUGCCCACCACGACGAACGGCCACGGGGGCUCAUCACCACAUUCGACAAACAGCCAUGGGCGCCAACGACCAUGAUCCACAAACGGUCAAUAGCACCGUCAACGAUUCCCCAGUCUGCCCCCAUCCUCCACCCCCGCUCUCUCCCCCACAGACCCACCUCACAUAA
This is a messenger RNA of Laccaria bicolor S238N-H82, 564 nucleotides long. RefSeq lists its product as uncharacterized. Bases 1 to 564 code for a protein of 187 amino acids. The transcript has 2 exons. Lineage: Eukaryota; Fungi; Basidiomycota; Agaricomycetes; Agaricales; Hydnangiaceae. The record is from RefSeq and is a predicted model, not a curated record.